AUGCCCGGCCCCCCGACGCUGGGGGCGGCAGGCCCCGGCCCGGACCCGGAGGAGCGCUACGAUUUCCUCUUCAAGCUAGUGCUGAUCGGGGACGCCAGCGUGGGCAAAACCUGCCUGGUGCAGCGCUUCAAAACCGGGGCCUUCGCCGAGCGCCAGGGCAGCACCAUCGGCGUGGACUUCACCAUGAAGAGCCUGGAGAUCCAGGGCAAGCGGGUCAAGUUGCAGAUCUGGGACACAGCAGGCCAGGAGAGAUUCCGAACCAUCACACAGAGCUACUACCGAAGCGCCAAUGGAGCAAUCCUAGCCUACGACAUCAGCAAGAGAAGCUCUUUCCAGUCCAUUCCUCGCUGGAUUGAGGAUGUGAGAAAGUAUGCUGGUUCCAACAUAGUACAGUUACUGAUUGGAAACAAGUCUGACUUAAGUGACCUUCGAGAGGUUCAGCUGGAGGAGGCUCAGAAUCUGGCUGAACACUAUGAUAUCAUCUGUGCCAUAGAAACGUCUGCGAAAGACUCCAGCAAUGUGGAGGAAGCUUUUGUGAAGAUGGCAACGGAGCUCAUGAUAAGGCAUGGAGGCCCCAUGUUCAAUGAGAAAAACACAGACAGCAUCAAACUUGACAGCAAAGACAUAGUAGAAGGCUGGGGGCCAUGCAGUUGCUGAUACAAGCUAGCUGGUAUCCCUGACUUUACUGGAAUUUAGAGGGAUGUCUCCCCCUAAGGCUGAGUAGCACAGUAGCUGUAUCCUCCUCCUGAGAGACCAGCAUUUUUGUAGACGUUAGACACCAAUGCAAUCAAGAUUUUGUCUUUUACUUUUAAAAAGGGACUUUGUUGAGGUUUAGACCUAAAAGUUCAACCUUCCUUGACAUUUACUCUGUAUUUGCCCCCAUUAUUUUCUUUGCUGCAACCUUCUCAGUAAGUUAUGAAUCUGAGUGAAGCAGCAUGGAUCUGUUUGUUGGAGGGCAGGGGAAGGUAACUAGACAAGAAACCACCACAUACCUGAAGUCCUAAACCCUUCAGCAUGGAACAGCUGUCAAAGGUGUAACUAUUUUUGCUUUUAGGUCAGUCAACCUUGAUAGAGUCUUUUUAAAUUCUCAGCAUUCCACCAAUGACCACAUACACCAGACAGGUUAGACAGUGACUGUGGCAAAGGUGUUUCAAGUAUCAAAAUGCUUGAAUGUUUUAACAUGGGACCAAGCAGCAGUCACCUGUCCAAGACGCUGGACCACCAUGGAAGUUCUCUCCUUGAAAGUAAAAUGUGGCACAUGGACUGCUAAAUAUUGUUGGUACAAGCCCAAGUGGGCUGUCGUGCUGAUUUUUAAAAAAUCAUCAUUCAAAUAGUGAAAUCAGUCUGAGCAAUACCGGUUGCCUGCUUGUUUAGCAAGAUAAACAUUAAAUGUACUGACUCAAAUUCACUCUUGGAGAAGGAGGGGUUUGAUUAUUUUGUUACUUAUUUGCACAGUGAAUAGUUCCUUUUCCAACUUGGUGUCAUGGAGUUUUUACCCUCAGCUUUAUUCAUUUCAUUCCAUAACUCAAGAACAGCACCACUGGAAAUAAGAACUGGAGAAGCCUUGAACAGACUUUGCUAGCCAUGACUGACUUUGGAGUGCUGUAGUAUGCCUAACUGGUCACAUAGAACGUUAAUUCCAAUCACAUGUGAUUAGCAUUAGUUUUUGUUGCCAGAGGUUUCAUUGCACAAGUGACUGUGACUGUCCCAUUCUUUAACUACAGCCUGGGCAUUUGAUGGGACAGUGAACUUCAAAUUAGCUGAGAAUUGUAUGAAACAUGAUUUCUUGGCUAUAGGAAAAUAUUGAGAUCUCUCGGAUUUCCUCUCUCACAAUCACAAGUUGCCAGUUGAUUUUCAUUUCUUGCAGAUCUUCAGCAAGAAAAAUCUUUUUACUAUUGACCAAAAGUCUGCAUUAUUAAUUAAAUUGAUUUAAUAACCCA
This is a messenger RNA of Emys orbicularis (European pond turtle), 1940 nucleotides long. RefSeq names its product RAB43, member RAS oncogene family (gene RAB43). The coding region runs from base 1 to 657 and encodes 218 amino acids. The record is from RefSeq and is a predicted model, not a curated record. Gene Ontology annotation, biological process: vesicle-mediated transport. Gene Ontology annotation, molecular function: GTPase activity; GTP binding. Gene Ontology annotation, cellular component: Golgi apparatus. The transcript has 3 exons. NCBI's taxonomy places the organism in Eukaryota, Metazoa, Chordata, Testudines, Emydidae.